Argiope bruennichi is the source of this 3604-nucleotide messenger RNA. RefSeq names its product alkylglycerol monooxygenase-like. Bases 221 to 1585 code for a protein of 454 amino acids. Gene Ontology annotation, molecular function: iron ion binding; oxidoreductase activity. Gene Ontology annotation, biological process: lipid biosynthetic process. The record is from RefSeq and is a predicted model, not a curated record. The transcript has 12 exons. Lineage: Eukaryota; Metazoa; Arthropoda; Arachnida; Araneae; Araneidae. Gene Ontology annotation, cellular component: endoplasmic reticulum.
CUAAAAACACAUAAAGACUGUAUAUAUAAAUUUCAUAUGAAAAUGGUUUUAUUCGAAAAAAUCUCAACUCACUGGAACAGUCUGAAUUAAAUUUUUGAGAAUUACUUCAAUUACAGUGUUAAGAAAAACUUCAAAUACGGAAACUAGACGUCUUCUAGGAUAUUGGUGAAUAUAAUCUUCUCAUAAAUUGUUAGAAGUUAUGAAUAUUUAACCACACAAGAUGGUUUUGUCGGCAGAGUCUCUUGGCAGCAUGUUCUAUGUUGUCAGCCCGAACAAGACGACAUUCGAAAACGUGGAAGAUGUUCCAAAUUAUUAUGUUGAAGCGAUUCCAUGGAUGUUAGUAUUUGUAUUUGUCGAACGAUUGUAUCUGUGGAAAGAGAAGAAAAUCGGGAAUGUUAAAGAUGUGAGACUCAAUGACAUGUAUGGAUCUGCGUCGCUGGGUCUGAUGGAUCAAAUCACGAAGCUUGUACUCGAAGGUUGGAGGUUUGCAGUUUAUGCUUAUAUAUACACUCAUUGGAGAAUUGUUACCCUUCCGUGGGAUUCUUCGUGGACAUGGAUCAUCGCAUUCUUGGUCGCUGACUUUCUUUAUUACUGGACUCACAGAGCGAGUCAUGAAAUCAAUAUACUGUGGGCAGGUCACCAACUUCAUCACAGUUCCGAAGAUUAUAACUUUACAACAGCUCUGAGACAAUCUAUUUUGGUAACACAUUUUGUGUGGGUACUUUAUCUUCCUGCUGCAAUGAUAGUUCCCCCAGCUGCGAUGCUAGUCCAUUAUCAACUAAAUUUUCUUUAUCAAUUUUGGAUUCAUACAGAGGUAAUUAAAUCUAUUGGACCUCUGGAAUAUAUUCUAAAUACAGCUAGUCAUCACAGAGUACAUCAUGGACGAAACAGAUAUUGCAUUGAUAAGAAUUAUGCAGGGGUUCUCAUCAUUUGGGAUAGACUGUUCGGAACUUUUGAAGCCGAAAAGGAUGAUGAGAUCGCUUAUGGGCUGAUUCAUCCGGUCAACACUUUCGAACCAGUGACGAAUCAGUUUAGCUAUUUUCUGUCCAUGCUGAAAACUACGUGGUCAAUGGAAGGCUGGAGGAACAAACUGUCUGUUCUUUUCAAAGGUCCCGGAUGGUCACCUGGAAAACCAAGGCUAGGAAAUAUAGAAGAUAUUCCUGAGGUAGAAUUUCCUAUUCAAAAAUACGACCCACAACUUCCAUUACCCUAUCAGCUAUAUUGUGGGUUUCACUAUUUAGCAGUAAUAUUCUUUUACGUCGUAUUACACCAUAUUCAACCCAUGACACCUCCAGGAGUAGUAAUUGGUGUUGUUUCUUACUUAGUAUUCACUCUUGCGGUGCUUGGAAUUAUUUUUGAUGGAAAGCCAUAUGCUGUCCUGGUGGAGAGCUUUCGUUGUCUUCUGUAUGUCGUUGUAGACUAUUAUUUAUCUCCCUGGAUUGCGGUUUCCCCAACUGUGCCGACAUCUGAAGCUUAUCUCUUAUUAAUAAAUCGGGGCAUAUAUUUGAUAUCAGGAACGUUUUGGAUGACUAUUUUAUUAAAUGGUUUUAAGAUAGCAUGGCACUCUAAAAAAUUAAAAUCAUAAAAAUGAGGAAUUCUGAUUCAUUUGUAGAAGAUUUUCCGAGAGAUUUUCACCUGUAACUUUUCAUUAUAUUAUGUAUGAAUAACAAUUUCAUUACUUUUUAAAUAAUUUUAUCUGUUGUUAUUUACAUUGUGUAAGUAAACAUGUUUUUAACAGACACAUGAUGUAUUCCAUAAGCAACUCUGUUGAUUGAUAUCAAGACUAUGGUACUGUUAAAAUGUAUGAUAGCUGUUUUUUUAUUGUACAUAUUGUAAAUUUAUCGUUAAUUCCACAACAAAUUACUAUGUUUUAGCAGACAUAUGAUGUAUUCCAUAAGCAGCUCUGUUGAUUGAUAUCAAGACUAUGGUAUUGUUAAAUAGCUGUUUUUUUUAUUGUACAUAUUGUAAAUUUAUCGUUAAUUCCAACAACAAAUUACUCAUGCUCUUAAGCAAUAACAGAUUCAAAAUUAGUUAAGAAAAUAAAAGAGUAUGAUUAAUUAAAAACAUAAAAUAAAAGCACAGAGUAAAAUUUUCCCCCUUUGUUAUAAUAUUAUAUGUUUUCUUUUUAUAAUUAUAGCUUUAUCCUUGAGGGACAUUAUAAGUAAUUUUUACUUCACAUAUUUUAAAUAUGAUUCGAAUCAUCUGAUUAUUUCGUUUACAAAAGUGUAUUCUUUUUAAUCACAAACUGAAAUAACAUAAAUUUACGAUUCAAGCACAAUUUUAGGAGGACUGAAUACGUUUUAACAUUUCAAUUUCAAGUGCAAAGUAUAUUUACAAACUUUAAGAGUACAAUGGAAGCCGCAAACAGAUAAUUUGCAUAAAAUAAUUUUGCAAGGUCCAUUAAAUAAAUAAUAACGUCCGAAACACUAUAUUUGCAUAUGUAUGUUCGUAUAACUGCUAUGCUACAUUAAAAAUGAGCAAGAUUUUAUAAUUAAGAGGAAAAAGAAAAUGUAAUUUCAAUUUAAUCAUAUUGUUAAAAGAUGCAUCAAUUUAUAGUUCCUUCAUUAUAAAUGCUAAUCUUGAUUUAAAUUAAUUUUUUUAUAUUAACAUCUGGUUUUGAAAAAGAAUCGAAAAUAUUUUGGGUCUGAUUUCGUUUAAACCGUAAUUAGAACAAUAGGAUGACACCUGAGACUGUACUUCAUCUUGAAAAACUUCCGCACCACAUUACAGGGAAAGCAUUCUUUUCUUGAUGUCGUCAUGCAUUAAAUCCAGAUAUAUGGAAAACUUUUGUUGAACCGAACUUGAAAACUUUUGUUGCAGAAAUCGGGAUCUCAGAACACAAAAACAGCAGCCAGGGACAAAAACGCAGCGUCAUUAAUCAAAAACAUGUUCUUUUUCCGCACAGAUAUUUUAAUUUUUGUGAAAAUUGUCAGCAUUACUUUGAUUUCUAUCUUGCACUUAAUAAAACUUUGAUUCAGAUAUACCAGAAAAUAUAGAUUUUUAAUGCAAUAUAGUUUUCAAUUUCUUUCGCGACCGUAACUACUCUUGUUUGUUGUAAAUGAAACUAUUAAGAUUAUAAGAGAAUUUCUCUAUUUCUUAUGCCCAAUCUUACCAUCUGCAUUAUAUUAAUGUCUUUGUAUAUUUUUUAAUUAUUAUAACUUGUAUCUUAUUUUUGUGUAUUGUUUAACACCAUUACUUAUGUACAUAUAUUUUACAUAUACAAUAUUUAUGCUUGCUUCUUAAAAUUAUAAAGUUUUUUUCAACGAACAAGAAAACUUGUGCGCAAUAAAAUAUUCUGAAAUAGUUCUUAUAUAGUUGUUGUUUCUGUAGCUUAAGUAAUAAAAUAAAUUGAAAAGUAUACACAAAAAUAUUUUCUAAAAUAUUUACUGUGAUUCAAGUAAGUAAAAGUUUUUAUAUCUGUAUUUUAUCAGUUGCUUUGAAAACAGAAAAGGCCAUGAUCCUAGGUGACAGUAAAAAUAAACACAUAUCAGAUUCUAUAGCUCAUCAAAACUUUUAUAAAAAAUAUCUUGCAUGAAACAUAUUGUUAGGAAAUUUUUUGAAGGGCUAGAAUUUUCUCAAAGUUCUGACCUGGAAUAAGUUAAUU